This is a messenger RNA of Homalodisca vitripennis (glassy-winged sharpshooter), 1731 nucleotides long. RefSeq names its product CUB and sushi domain-containing protein 1 (gene fw). Lineage: Eukaryota; Metazoa; Arthropoda; Insecta; Hemiptera; Cicadellidae. The record is from RefSeq and is a predicted model, not a curated record.
GAGGUGUCAUGUGGCCCAGGAGGUGAGUGGUCAGCCAAAGCUCCUAGUUGCAAGUAUGUUGACUGCCGCACUCCACCUGAUAUCGAUAAUGGUCACUACCGCCUGAUCAACGGCACCACCACACAUGGCAGCCUUGUAGAGUACAGCUGUGACCCAGACCACUGGCUUGAGCCUCCAGAUCACCGCAGACUCAUCUGUAUGAGAGAUGCUAAGUGGUCUGCUGACGCACCCUCCUGCGAAUUGAUCACCUGCCCUGAGCCAGAUGUACCAGAGGACGGGUAUGUGGUGGGGUAUGACUUCAAUGUUCACUCCACGAUAGAGUAUCACUGUGAGGCUGGACAUCUGUUGAGUGGCAGGACGACUCUGGAAUGUACAUCGCAAGGAGAGUGGAGCGAUGAACCUCCCACUUGCCAGUUUGUUGAUUGCGGAAAGGUGUCACCAUUACCAUAUGGAAAUGUAAACUACAUUAACAGCACAACGUAUCUGGAUAGUGAGUUAACAUACAGCUGUGUGCGCAACUACCGCCUAGUUGGCCCCACUCACCGUCGCUGCCUUACUUCUCGACUGUGGAGUGACUCCUCACCCAGAUGUGAAGAGAUUAGGUGUCCUGAGCCAAAGCUAGCUGACCACGCCAUCCUGUCAGUGACCAACAAUGACCGAAUGUAUGGCAGGACUCUCAUCCGAACUGCAGACUCAGCUGUGUCUGUGGCCACCUACAAGAUCGGGGCGCUAGUCAAGUACCGUUGUGAGCGAGGGUAUAAGAUUGUCGGAGAUCCAUUGAGUACUUGUGAGGAGAAUGGACACUGGAGUGGCACCAUACCAGAGUGUGUCUUUGUGGACUGUGGGAUGCCUACACCACCCCCUCAUGGCCGUUUCUCCCUUGCAUCCAAUGUUACGUACUACGGUUCAGCAGUCUUGUAUGAGUGUGAGGACAACUACCACCUUGAUGGGUUCGCCCGGAGGAUCUGUCUGGAGAACGGAACUUGGAGCUCAGAGACUCCAACCUGCAAGGAGAUACAGUGUAGUGAACCUGAGAUUGAAGGCAUAGUGUCAGUGCAAACAUCCACCCAUAGUAUUGGAGGGGUGGCCCACUACAGUUGUCCCAGGGGUACCAACAUGCAGGGUAACUCUACCCGCAUAUGUCUUAGAAAGGGAAUCUGGAGCGGACGCAUUCCUAUCUGUAAAUAUGUGGACUGCGGUGAGCCAGGCAUGAUAGAGAAUGGUCGGGUGAUUGUGGUGAACCAGUCGACACUCUAUGGCAGCGCAGCCGAGUACCACUGUGUGCCACAGUACCAGAGGAUUGGGCCGUACCUACGCAAGUGUAUGGAGGAUGGCGUGUGGUCAGGGGAGGAGCCUAGAUGUGAAAUGGCCUCUAAUGCUGCAAGUGAAUCUCAGAACCUUGGAUUAGCAAUUGGAAUCGGAGCUGGAAUUGUUGUCUUCCUACUUGUUAUUUUAGGACUCAUUUACAUCAGAUUGCGUAGGGAAACUCCAGUGAAGAACACAGAAAAUGUGGAAGGAGCUGUCAGAAAGGAAGAGCAGAGCGCAGCUGUGAUGUCAUAUGCAACACUGAGCAAUGGCUCAGGACACCACAACAUCUACGACAAUAUUCGUGAACCCGAAGAGAUGUACGAUUCACCGUACGAGCACACGAGUCACUAUGAACCAUCACCUGUGUCGAGGCGGAGCAACAAGGCGACUGUGACUAUCAACGGUGUUGUAGCUGUGCAUUGA